AUGCGGCUGGUCAUGCUCUCAGUGGCCUUGCUGGCCCUGAGCUCAGCUCACAGCCCACAUAAUGAUGUAAAGGCCCCAAGCCAGAGCCUAGAACAGGAGCCUCGGAGACCACCUCCUGGAGGACCUCCACCUGGACUCCCUCCUGCUGAUGGAAACCAAGAAGAUGCUCCUCAGCAAGAACCACCACAACCAGGAAGACACCCAGCUAGAUCCCCUGCUGAGGAUGACAAGCCAGAGGAUGCUCCUCAGCAGAAACCACCCAGACCACAAGGCAAUCAAAAUCCUCCUCCCCCACCUCCUCCUGGAGGGCCCCAGGGACCACCACCUCCAGGGGGCCAGCCACCCCAGUAA
Equus caballus (horse) is the source of this 351-nucleotide messenger RNA. Lineage: Eukaryota; Metazoa; Chordata; Mammalia; Perissodactyla; Equidae. The record is from RefSeq and is a predicted model, not a curated record.